UUGCUCUUCACAUGGUAUGCUGGUUCCCCAAAUGCCAGUGAGGUUCUUCAGGUCUCGCCUCUUUCGGGUACUGUGAAGCCGGGUGAGAGUGUAAGUGUGGUGGUCACCCUUCAGUCUGCAGACCAGGCAUCAUUCUACGCUCUGGAGCUGGUGUGUGAGAUCUUUAUGGAGAAGGGCCUCGCUGAGUAUGAACGGGCCAUCAGAGACUGGGAGGAAGAAGAGGAGCGGCAGACAGUAGAAUUCACAAUUCAUGAACCUGAGAAGAGAUUUCAGAUGAGCUGCCUGAAGUCUGGUGGCCCUGGAAGAAGUCAAAAUAAAAACCAGCUGACUGAGAUCAGGAAAUACAAGACUCUACCACCGAUCAAGAAUGGUGGCUAUGCCCGACCACCAGUCAGCCGAGACAGGGAGAGCCGCCGGGCACUAAAAGAAAGUCAAAAAUUGCCGGUUCGACCUGAGCCACCUCUGCCCAUCCAGCUUCACCUGUCCGUGACAGGCAGAUCCCACCACACACCAGAUUUUCUGAACCAAUACCAGAACGACUUCCAACGUCACUUCCAGCAGCGG
Staurois parvus is the source of this 564-nucleotide messenger RNA. Lineage: Eukaryota; Metazoa; Chordata; Amphibia; Anura; Ranidae. The record is from the annotation of a GenBank genome assembly.